Erpetoichthys calabaricus (reedfish) is the source of this 2117-nucleotide messenger RNA. Its product is annotated as ATP-binding cassette sub-family G member 1-like. Lineage: Eukaryota; Metazoa; Chordata; Cladistia; Polypteriformes; Polypteridae. Gene Ontology annotation, cellular component: plasma membrane. The record is from RefSeq and is a predicted model, not a curated record. The transcript is spliced from 15 exons. Bases 78 to 2012 code for a protein of 644 amino acids. Gene Ontology annotation, biological process: cholesterol homeostasis. Gene Ontology annotation, molecular function: ABC-type sterol transporter activity; ATP binding; ATP hydrolysis activity.
AGGGACACAACGGAGGGCGUUUAUGGCGUGUUUAUAAACCUCGUUGUAUUCAGAAUGCUUCCUGUCCAUCUAACAUAAUGGUGGAUUUAAAAUCUGUGUGUCUUUCUAUUGAAAAUUCUGUGCCAAAUGAAGCAGGAAGCAUCCAGACGCCUGUAGAUGGCAAUGAUUUGAAUGAGACUGGAGAUAAUCCCCCGGGAGUUCUCUUCUCGUACCUUCCCAGACGACCAGCAGUUAAUAUUGAGUUUAAGGACCUCUUGUAUUCUGUCCCAGUGGGGCCAUGGUGGAGGAAGAAAGAUCACAAAACAUUAUUACACAAGAUAUCUGGGAACUUUAACAGUGAAGAACUUAUAGCAAUCAUGGGUCCUUCAGGUGCUGGAAAAUCAACUCUUAUGAAUAUUCUGGCUGGUUACAGAGAAACAGGUAUGAGAGGUGAGAUUUUAAUCAAUAGACGGCAACGAAAUCUACGUUCGUUUAGAAAAUUGUCACGUUACAUCAUGCAGCAUGACAUGCUUCUACCUCACCUGACUGUCCAGGAGACCAUGAUGAUGUCAGCUAAUUUGAAACUUAAAGACAGGCAGAAAAAACGCAAAGAAAUGGUAUCAGAAAUACUCCGUGCUUUGGGACUUCUUGAGUGUUCUAAGACCCGCUCUGGCAACCUCUCAGGAGGAGAAAGGAAACGCUUAUCAAUUGCACUUGAACUUGUCAGCAAUCCAACUGUGAUUUUUUUUGAUGAACCGACUAGUGGUCUGGACAGCUCUUCCAGUUUGCAGCUUGUUUCCCUAAUGAAGGCUUUAGCUCAAGGCGGAAGAACUGUCAUCUGCACUAUUCAUCAGCCUAGUGCCAAAUUGUUUGAGCUAUUUGACAAGCUUUACGUUCUGAGUCAAGGUCAAUGUAUUUACAAUGGCAAAGUUUCAAAUCUAGUUUCUUACCUUGGGAACCUUGGUCUCCACUGCCCCACAUAUCACAAUCCAGCUGACUUUAUAAUGGAGAUUGCAUCAGGAGAAUACAAAGACCAGACUUCUCUACUGGUGAAUGCUGUAAAUGAAGCGAAUGAAAAGGAGCAAAAAAAUGAGACUAGGCACAAUUUUCCCCAAGAUGAGCCUGCAUACCAGUGCUGCCAGGUUUUCUAUGAAGAUGCACCGAUGGAAGAAACCCGUCACACCUUCUCUGCCAGCUUCUUCACUCAAUUUAGUAUCUUGUUCAGAAGGACACUUCUUGUAACAUUAAGAGAUUCUGUCCUGACUCACUUGCGCUUAAUAUCUCACAUUGGUAUUGGGAUCUUGAUAGGUUUACUUUAUCAGGGAAUUGGAAAUGAUGCAACUAUGGUGCUCAACAACAAUGGCUUUCUAUUUCUCUCUCUACUGUUUCUCAUGUUCGCAGCUUUAAUGCCCACUGUUCUAACAUUUCCUUUGGAAAUUGGAGUUUUUCUCAGAGAACAUCUUAAUUAUUGGUAUAGUCUGAAAUCAUAUUAUCUAUCAAAAACAAUGGCCGAUUUACCCUUUCAGGCAAUAUUUCCAGGAAUAUACUGCUCCAUAGUAUAUUGGAUGACUUCCCAACCAUCAGAUCCAAAACGCUUUGUGGUUUUUUGUGCAAUUGGAUCAAUGGUUUCACUAGUCGCACAGUCUAUGGGUCUGUUAAUUGGGACUGCUACCAAUUCAGUACAGGUAUCCACAUAUGCUGGUCCAGUAAGUGCAGUUCCUGUUCUUCUGUUUUCUGGAUACUUUGUGAAAUUCAGUACUAUUCCCAAGUACCUUCAGUGGCUCUGUUACACUUCAUAUGUCAAGUUCGGGUUUGAAGGAAUACUACUGAGCAUAUAUGGAUUUGAUCGAGAAGAUCUACACUGUCCAGAAGGUCAAACUUGUUUUUUUCAGAAACCAGAAACAAUUUUGAAAGAACUUGAUGUGGAAAUUACUGAUGUGUAUAUAGAUUUUAUUAUCUUGGCGGUAUUUUUUAUUAUUUUCCGCCUUGUGGCUUUUAUCAUACUUAAACUCAGAAUCAAAAUUGAGCGCUAAAGUGUUAGAAAUGUAAAAAGAUGUUGUGCCCUGUCCUCAAGAAAGUAAGUGAACACCUCUAAACAUGAACAUGUAUACAUGGACUUACUGUCUAUAAAGUAUGUU